Molecule: messenger RNA, 2257 nt
Organism: Mirounga angustirostris (Northern elephant seal)
Lineage: Eukaryota; Metazoa; Chordata; Mammalia; Carnivora; Phocidae
Gene: ZCCHC8
Product: zinc finger CCHC-type containing 8
Exons: 14
Coding region: 1-2130 (709 amino acids)
Cellular component (GO): catalytic step 2 spliceosome
Molecular function (GO): zinc ion binding; RNA binding
Source: RefSeq, a predicted model, not a curated record
AUGGCGGCGGAGGUGGAUUUUGGCGACCUAGAGCUGUUCGAGGCGUUUGACCACCCAGAGGAGUCGAUUCCGAAGCCUGUCCACACCCGCUUCAAGGAUGACGACGGCGACGAGGAGGACGAGAAUGGGGUCGGCGACGCGGAACUGCGGGAGCGGCUGCGGCAGUGCGAGGAAACCAUCGAGCAGCUCCGCGCCGAGAAUCAAGAACUUAAAAGAAAAUUGAACAUUCUGACUCGACCAAGUGGAAUAUUGGUGAACAAUACUAAGUUAGAUGGACCUUUAUUACAGAUUCUAUUUAUGAACAAUGUUAUUUCAAAGCAAUAUCAUCAAGAAAUAGAGGAAUUUGUAUCAAAUUUAGUAAAAAGAUUUGAGGAACAGCAGAAAAAUGAUGUGGAAAAGACUUCCUUUAAUCUUUUGCCCCAGCCAUCUAGUGUUAUGCUAGAAGAGGACCAUAAAGUAGAAGAAUCCUGUGCCAUUAAAAACAACAAGGAAGCUUUUAGUGUUGUAGGAAGUGUCCUGUAUUUUACUAAUUUUUGCCUUGAUAAAUUGGGGCAACCGCUACUAAAUGAAAACCCUCAGCUUACCGAAGGAUGGGAAAUACCCAAGUACCAGCAAGUCUUCAGCCACAUUGUUUCUCUAGAAGGGCAAGAAAUACAAGUAAAGGCAAAAAGGCCAAAGCCUCACUGUUUCAAUUGUGGUUCUGAAGAACAUCAAAUGAAAGAUUGCCCAAUGCCGCGGAAUGCUGCUCGAAUAAGUGAAAAGAGAAAAGAGUAUAUGGAUGCCUGUGGCGAGGCGAGUAGCCAGAAUUUUCAGCAGCGAUACCAUGCAGAAGAGGUGGAAGAAAGAUUUGGAAGAUUCAAGCCGGGAGUCAUUAGUGAGGAACUUCAGGAUGCACUAGGUGUGACGGACAAGAGCCUUCCACCUUUUAUAUAUCGAAUGCGCCAGCUCGGAUACCCCCCCGGGUGGCUCAAAGAGGCUGAACUGGAGAACUCAGGGCUUGCGCUCUAUGAUGGAAAAGAUGGUGCUGAUGGGGAAGCGGAAGCUGGGGAAGCCCAACAGAAUAAAAGCGUCACCUACGAUCUCUCGAAACUGGUAAACUAUCCAGGUUUUAAUAUAUCUACUCCCAGAGGAAUUCCAGAUGAGUGGAGGGUGUUUGGGUCCAUACCGAUGCAGGCCUGUCAGCAGAAGGACGUGUUUGCCAGUUACCUUACUUCUAACUUCCAAGUGCCAAGUGUGAGGUCUGGCGGCAAGAGGUCUUCUUCCCAGUCCAGCCCUAGCAGCCCAAAGAAGCAGAAGAAGGAAAGCGGCUCAGCAACCUCGCCUGCAGACAUGGAGCUUGACUCGGAUGCGGAGGUCCCGCACAGCUCUCCAAGCAGCGAAGCUUUUCAGUUUCAGCCCCCAUUGCCCCCCGGCACCCCUCCCCCGCUGCCACGGGGGACUCCUCCACCCAUCUUCACCCCUCCGCUCCCCAAGGGCACCCCGCCAUUGACUCCCAGCGACUCCCCCCAGACCAGAACAGCGUCUGCAGCUAUGGAUGAGGACUCGCUGACUCUGGAAGAACUUGAGGAACAGCAGAGGCGGAUAUGGGCGGCCCUCGAGCAGGCCGAGAGCGUGAACAGUGAUUCUGACAUUCCUGUUGACACACCUCUCACCGGGAACUCGGUCGCCUCUUCGCCUUGUCCAAAUGAGCUAGACCUCCCUGUUCCAGAGGGGAGAACCUCUGAAAAGCAGAUGAUGCCUGAUGAGCCCGAGGUACCAGACACUUGUACAAAGAAAUCAGAAGUUGAACGUUCUCUGAGCCCAGAUUCUGAGCCUACCUUGCUUUGUCAGAAGGAAAAGGAAGAGUCUGCUCAGGCGGACUCCAAAGAUGCUCCUCUUGAUAAUGGCAGUGUUGUGUCGGACUGUGACAUUAGAAACGGAGGCAGUCAGAAGCGCCUUCAUGUGGACACCAGCCCUUCAACGGCCACUACAAUUCAUAGUCCUGUACCUGACAUGAGCAAGUUUGCAACUGGAAUAACGCCAUUUGAAUUUGAGAAUAUGGCAGAAUCUACUGGAAUGUACCUCAGGAUAAGAAACUUGCUAAAGAACUCGCCCCGAAACCAGCAGAAAAACAAAAAGGCCUCUGAAUAGCUGCUUGACUUAGCACGAAGAACCACUUAAUUAUCUAUAACUUUGUGUUCUGUUAAUUAGUACCAAGUGGAGAUAAAAUUGUUUUCCGAUUUGUCCCUCCCAUGUUUAAAUCUAUCCAAAGCUUAAU